This is a messenger RNA of Periophthalmus magnuspinnatus, 986 nucleotides long. RefSeq names its product ubiquitin-conjugating enzyme E2L 3a (gene ube2l3a). The coding region runs from base 110 to 574 and encodes 154 amino acids. NCBI's taxonomy places the organism in Eukaryota, Metazoa, Chordata, Actinopteri, Gobiiformes, Gobiidae. The transcript has 4 exons. The record is from RefSeq and is a predicted model, not a curated record.
AUCGACUCUUCAGGCUCACUACCGGUGAAGCCAGAAGGAGAACAAACUGAGAGAAGUGAAGAAGGAACAGGAACAAACACAAAGCAGAAAAAGCCAACUCCUGUCUAUAAUGGCAACUACAAGGCGACUUGGCAAGGAACUUGAAGAUAUUCGGAAUUCAGGAAUACAACAUUUUCGUAACUUAAUAGUGGAUGAAACUAAUAUUUUGAACUGGCAAGGCCUUAUCGUUUCUGAUUGUCCACCAUAUGACAAAGGAGCUUUUCGAAUUGAGAUAGUCUUUCCUGCAGAGUAUCCCUUUAAACCACCAAAAAUCACAUUCAAAACAAAAAUUUACCAUCCAAACAUUGAUGACAAGGGCCAAGUCUGCCUACCCAUCAUAAGUCCUGAGAACUGGAAGCCAGCCACCAGAACCUUCCAAGUGAUUCACUCUCUUGUUGCUCUGGUGAACUCCCCAGAGCCUGAACACCCGUUGAGGGCUGACCUGGCAGAAGAAUAUACAAGAGAUAGGGCGAAGUUUAUGAGGAAUGCUGAAGAAUUCACAAAAAAAUACAGUGAAAAACGACCUGUGGACUGAGAAGACAACAGUGACACAAGUGUCAUUUUGACUCUUCAUGUGCCCACAUACAGGGAGUUUUUGCGGUCAAUCAUUUGGCACAUGCCACUCUGACAACAAUGACUGUAUUGGCACGUUAUUGCCACCAGGGGUUGUUCUUAACUUUAGUUUUUAAGAAAAGCAAAUAAUAAGAUUUUUUCUUCUUGCAUUUUAUUUUCAGGUUUUAAACACCAAGUGAAUUCAAAUGGGUUGUAAUUGUAGGGUCAAUUUUAGAAUUUUAUGGGAUUACUGUCUUCUCUGUUACUUUGUUGCCUCUCUUACUUCAUAGCCCCCUCAACACACAACAUAUUUCUUUUCUAUUCCCAUUUGAUGCAAUGUUCUGCGACACAUUUCUGCAUAAUAUAAGUAAGAUUUAUUGUAAAGAAAAGUAAAA